This is a messenger RNA of Telopea speciosissima, 1880 nucleotides long. RefSeq lists its product as uncharacterized. The transcript has 11 exons. The record is from RefSeq and is a predicted model, not a curated record. Gene Ontology annotation, cellular component: plasma membrane; plastoglobule. The coding region runs from base 114 to 1733 and encodes 539 amino acids. Lineage: Eukaryota; Viridiplantae; Streptophyta; Magnoliopsida; Proteales; Proteaceae.
CUCUUUCACUCUUACUAUAUAGGAAAAUAUCGUCGCCAAUUCAUCGUUUUCCUCAGAGGAACUGAAAGCAAGAAUUAGGAGCCUAGAACGAAAGCUGAGCAGUGAGAGCUCCGAUGGCUGUUUCAUCGUUUAGAGGCGCAGCUUUCGGUCGUUUACCACUCUUUCACCACUCUAAUUCUAAGUUGCCAGCAAUAAGGACCUCAGUUCAGAUAAGGAAUCUCAAACAUCACUCAAAUGUAGUACCAUUAUAUGCUCGGUAUUCACAGUCACAGGAUUUUUCUUCCCGACUUCAAGAUGGCAUGGACAACUUGCCUGGAUUGGUGGAGGACAUUGUCCAAACAUCUUUAAGUACGGGGCCACGGGGAGCUCUGAGAUUGGUUCAAGGUAUUCAAGCUGUUGUUGGUGUUGGCAGUGAGUGGUUAGCAGAUGUUUCUAAGACAGCCAAUGCAUCUGGGAAUUUGCCAACUCAAAUGCAGCUGGGAUUACUUUCUCCACGUUAUUUAAGGAGGUUAUUUGAACGCUUGGGAGCUACCUACAUCAAGUUAGGUCAGUUCAUUGCAUCAGCUCCAACAUUGUUUCCACCUGAAUAUGUUGAGGAAUUUCAGAAUUGCUUUGACCGGGCUCCAGCAGUUCCUUUCGAAGAAAUUCAAGCUAUUCUGCGUGAGGAAUUAGGAAGGCCAAUAGAAAGUGUCUAUGAGUAUGUUGAUCCUGUGCCUAUUGCCUCAGCCUCUAUUGCUCAGGUUCAUGGUGCAAAACUCAGAGGUUCCGAAGAGAGUGUUGUGAUAAAGGUCUUAAAGCCUGGGAUAGAGGAUAUAUUAGUUGCUGAUUUAAACUUUGUAUAUGUUGUCGCCCGCAUUUUGGAAUUCCUGAACCCUGAGCUCAGCCGUGCGUCACUGGUUGGCAUUGUCAAAGAUAUAAAAGACUCGAUGCUUGAAGAAGUUGACUUCAAGAAGGAAGCAGUAAACAUUGAGGCCUUCAGGAGGUAUCUAGAAGCAAUGGGACUCACAAGGCAGGCUACGGCUCCGAGAGUUUAUCCUCUCUGCAGUACCCGACGAGUUUUAACUAUGGAGAGGCUGUAUGGAGUUCCCCUCACUGACCUGGACUCUAUCAGCUCACUUGUUUCUAGCCCAGAGACUAGUCUGAUAACUGCAUUUAAUGUAUGGUUUGGAAGUUUACUUGCCUGUGAAUCCUUCCACGCUGAUGUGCAUGCAGGAAAUUUAUGGCUACUCCGUGAUGGGAGAAUUGGGUUUCUUGAUUUUGGAAUCGUUGGUCGUAUAUCCCCCAAAACAUGGGCAGCUAUGGAGGUAUUCUUGACAUCAAUUGCUAUUGAAGAGUAUGAAGCAAUGGCAUCGGCCUUAAUCGAAAUGGGUGCUGCAGAUAAGGAUGUAGAUGCCAAGGCCUUUGCAAGAGACCUGGAAAAGAUCUUCUCAUCAAUACAGGAUUUGGACACAGAAAUUGUUGUUGCUACAGCCAGAGGACCCAAUGCGAAUGCUACUGCCGUUUCUGCUAACCUUCUUGUUGAUGAGAGGCAGAUGAAUGCUUUAUUUCUUGAUGUGGUUCGUGUUAGUGAAUCAUAUGGACUGAAAUUUCCUCGGGAGUUUGCACUUCUCAUGAAACAGCUUCUGUACUUUGAUCGCUAUACGCGCCUACUAGCUCCCAACCUUAACAUGCUUCAGGACCAAAGGAUAACUAUGGUCUCAAAUCGGAGGAAUAACAGUAGGGUUAAUUUCUGAAUUGCACAAAUGUAGGUUAUUCUGCUGGUAGGUGCUAUCUUUGCAGAUUUAAUUGCAAUAAUAUGUGUGGAUAACAGAAAUAGGAUUUCUCUACAAGUUGAAUAUGUAGUGCCUGUAAAAAAUGAUAGAAAAAUACUGUGUAAAAGU